Chlorocebus sabaeus (green monkey) is the source of this 1455-nucleotide messenger RNA. Its product is annotated as popy class I histocompatibility antigen, alpha chain E. Gene Ontology annotation, biological process: positive regulation of T cell mediated cytotoxicity; antigen processing and presentation of endogenous peptide antigen via MHC class I via ER pathway, TAP-independent; immune response. The record is from RefSeq and is a predicted model, not a curated record. Lineage: Eukaryota; Metazoa; Chordata; Mammalia; Primates; Cercopithecidae. Gene Ontology annotation, molecular function: peptide antigen binding; signaling receptor binding. Gene Ontology annotation, cellular component: external side of plasma membrane.
GCAGACUCAGUUCGCAUUCCCAAUGGGUGUCGGGUUUCUAGAGAAGCCAAUCAGCGUCGCCACGACUCCCGACUAUAAAGUCCGCACGCACCCACCCGGAUUCAGGAGGCUCUACCGACUCAGAGAAUGGCGUCAUGGCACUAGGAACCCUACUUCUCCUGCUCUCGGCCCUUACCAAGACCUGGGCGGGCUCCCACUCCUUGAAGUAUUUCCACACUUCCGUGUCCCGGCCCGGCCGCGGGGAGCCCCGCUUCAUCUCCGUGGGCUACGUGGACGACACCCAGUUCGUGCGGUUCGAUAGCGAUGCCGCGAGUCCGAGGAUGGAGGCGCGGGCGCCGUGGGUGGAGCAGGAGGGGCCGGAGUAUUGGGACCAGGAGACACGGAGCGCCAGGGACACCGCACAGACUUUCCGAGUGAACCUGAAUACCCUGCGCGGCUACUACAACCAGAGCGAGGCCGGGUCUCAUACCCUCCAGUGGAUGCAUGGCUGCGACCUGGGGCCCGACGGGCGCUUCCUCCGCGGGUAUGAACAGUUUGCCUACGACGGCAAGGAUUAUCUCACCCUGAAUGAGGACCUGCGCUCCUGGUCCGCGGUGGACACGGCGGCUCAAAUCUCCGAGCAAAAGUCAAAUGAUGGCUCUGAGGCGGAGCACCAGAGAGCCUACCUGGAAGACACAUGCGUGGAGUGGCUCCAUAGAUACCUGGAGAAUGGGAAGGAGACGCUGCAGCGCCCGGACCCCCCAAAGACACACGUGACCCACUACCCCGUCUCUGAUCAUGAGGCCACCCUGAGGUGCUGGGCCCUGGGCUUCUACCCUGCAGAGAUCACAGUGACCUGGCAGCGGGAUGGGGAGGACCAGACCCAGGACACGGAGCUUGUGGAGACCAGGCCUGCAGGGGAUGGAACCUUCCAGAAGUGGGCAGCUGUGGUGGUGCCUUCUGGAAAGGAGCAGAGAUACACGUGCCAUGUGCAGCAUGAGGGGCUACCCGAGCCCCUCACCCUGAGAUGGGAGCCGCCUUCCCAACACUCCAUCCCCAUCGUGGGCAUCAUUGCUGGCCUGGUUCUCCUUGGAGCUGUGGUCACUGGAGCUGUGGUUGCUGCUGUGAUGUGGAGGAGGAACAGCUCAGGUAGAAAAGGAUGGAGCUACUCUCAGGCUUCAUGUAGCGACAGUGCCCAGGGGUCUGAUGAGUCUCUCACAGCUUAUAAAACCUGAGACAGCUGCCUUGCGUGCGACUGAGAUGCAGGAUUUCUUCACGCCUCCCCUUUGUGUCUUAAGGGACUGUGGCUUCUCUUUUUGCAAGGGCCUCUGAAUCUGUCUGUGUCCCUGUUAGCAUAAUGUGAGGAGGCAGAUAUACACUCCACCUCCGUGUCUACCAUGACCCCCUUCCUCACACUGACCUGUGUGCCUUCCCUGUUCUCCUACUUUUCUAUUAAAAAUAAGAACCUGAGCAGAG